AUGCUGACGGGUAGAGCACGUGUUGUAUAUGUUGGUGAUGAAUUUAUUCAUUUGUCGAAAGGCGGUUUGGAUGGUAAAAUUGUUGCAUUUAAGGAUUCAUGGCUUGCAAGCAGUUAUGAUUUGCAGGAUUGGGUCACUUUUAAGGCGAAAUCGUACGAAGCCGAACCUCCUCAUUGUAAUUUUGGUGUUCGAUUCAAAGCUCUAGCAAAGAGUGUAAAAUUUGAAUCAAAAGCCGUGAUGUCGGAAGGUAUUGGAACAUUUUUUAAAGUAGACGAACAUCAGGGCCAAUAUGGUUUUAUUACGACAAAUGAUGGUAACACUGUUUAUUUUACCGCAAGUGUUGUUCGCCCAGAAACACAAGAUAUUCGUAACGCGUUUAAAACUGGUACCCAAAUAAGAUAUAAGGCAAUUGAGCAGAAACAAAAUAACUGUCGUUGGAGGGCAAUUGCUGUUUGUAACAAAAAUGUUACAUUUGAGAACUUUUCGUCUAGACAACAAAAGCCUAUUGAGUCGUCGAAUAACAAACAAAUUACUGCAGCUGUUAUAAAAAAGAUAUCUCAAAGCUCCGCACCAGCAGCUAAUGCUGUGACGAAGCAUAUUGCAAACAAUGAUAUACAUCCUAAUGGCCUGCAGACUACGAUGUGGGCGACAACUAAUUUGCCUCACAAUAGUAGUAUACAGUCGAUGAAACAAGUAAAUUCAGCAGUUGAUUCGCGUUCGAGCUCUGUUUCUCGUUCCGAAACAUCGGGUGUUAUGGGCUCCAGUCGGUUGUCGUCUACUUCUCUGCUAACGACGAAUGCUUUACCAUCAGCUACAUUUUCUGAGUCAACUGGAACUGGUGAUGCUUACGAAGAUGCUGUCCGACUCAUGGCAUAUUUUAGGCACUUAGUAACUGAAUGUUCAUAUUUCCGCCAAACAAUGCCGAUUGAAAUAGUGGCAAAAUUGGAUCGCGAAUCCGCGGUAUAUCUUGCCGGAGAAGCUAUACAGUGCAAAGUAACAGUGCAAAAUAUUGGUAAUGAUGAGGAAUCCUUGGCGUGGGGAAGUGUUCAUGUACAGUGCGAACGGAUUGUCCGGGCUAGUAUGGUCCAUAUUCCCCUAUCGAAGAAAAGUUCAGUGGAAGGAAAAUCUAAAGGGAUCGGAACAACUGCAAUGUCAAGUUCCGCUUUUACUGUAUUUUCUUGCCGACCGGUUAUUCUGUUUUGUGAAUUAGUCCUAAAUGUCGGUGAAUGUCGUAGUUUUGAAUGUACGCAACAAUUACCAUUGGACUCCAUACCGCCAUCAUUCAAAGGACAUCUUGUGCGCUAUAUCUAUAAAUUGACACUUGGCGUGCAGCAUGUUAAAUCACCAAUCAAACUGAUACAUAUUCCUUUGCGAAUCAUACAGGCUGAUCUUGGAUUGACGUUACCUUCUUCACCAACGCUCGUGAACCCUUUCAUCAGUAAUCAUAGUGUUGGACCGUCGAUUGUUGAUUUAGCUAUGGAAACUAUCGAUUGCUUAACAGCACCUCACGGAGCCUAUAGUUACAGUAUAACAAAUGCAUCUGGUCGAGUUGCCAGUUUUUCACUCAAUAAAAAAGCAUACAAAUUGGGAGAAGAUGUUAUCGGAAGGUUUAAUUUCGAUAAUUACACCGUACGAUGCCUCCAGAUGAAUAGUGAGAUAUGUGCCAGUAAACCAAUUAAUGACCUCAAGCAAGCGAGAAUAUCAUCUCAUCAUAAUUUCAAACUAUGCAUAUCCCCAAAUAUUUUUGCUAUUCAUUCGAGAAAACGAUUCCCACAAUGCGAAUUUGCUGUCAGUUUACAAUCAGUUGAAAACUUGGUAAACGAAGAAUGGUGUUCACAUACAUUUGUAACCACCCAUAUGACUCAGCAUAUUGUUUGUGCAUAUUGGACCGAAGCAACAAUACGACUGCAUAUACCGCUCUCUGCGACAUCUACUUUUUAUACCGAUACGGGCAACCUAUUUCCCACUUCAGCAUAUUUUUUAGUGCAUUUGAAAUGGCGUCUACAUUUCGAAUUUGUAACUUGUAAUGAUUUUAAUGAAGAAGUUGAAGAAGGCCUUUGGCAAGCACCGGCAAAUAUCAACAUAGAAACUAUGUCGUGGGAUUUAGAUAUCAAGAUUUUCCCAUGUAGUCCACAUAAUGCGGCCCUCACACUACCGAGUCCAGCUGCUCCUGCUUCCAUUGUUGUUUAA
Molecule: messenger RNA, 2190 nt
Organism: Acanthocheilonema viteae
Lineage: Eukaryota; Metazoa; Nematoda; Chromadorea; Rhabditida; Onchocercidae
Source: the annotation of a GenBank genome assembly